Jaculus jaculus (lesser Egyptian jerboa) is the source of this 1162-nucleotide messenger RNA. RefSeq names its product mitochondrial ribosomal protein L17 (gene Mrpl17). NCBI's taxonomy places the organism in Eukaryota, Metazoa, Chordata, Mammalia, Rodentia, Dipodidae. The record is from RefSeq and is a predicted model, not a curated record. Gene Ontology annotation, biological process: translation. The transcript is spliced from 3 exons. The coding region runs from base 14 to 544 and encodes 176 amino acids. Gene Ontology annotation, molecular function: structural constituent of ribosome. Gene Ontology annotation, cellular component: mitochondrial large ribosomal subunit; ribosome.
GGAAGGUGGUGACAUGCGGCUGUCGUGGGCCGCCGCCGUGUCCCACGGCCGUGUGUUCCGCCGCCUGGGUCUCGGUCCCGAGUCCCGCAUCCACCUGCUGCGGAACUUGCUCACGGGACUGGUGCGACACGAGCGCAUCGAGGCGUCAUGGGCGCGCGUGGACGAGAUGAGGGGCUACGCGGAGAAGCUCAUCGACUAUGGAAAGCUUGGGGACACCAACGAACGAGCCAUGCGCGUGGCUGACUUCUGGCUCACGGAGAAGGACUUGAUUCCAAAACUGUUUAAAGUGCUGGCCCCUCGGUUCCAGGGUCAGAACGGGGGCUACACGAGAAUGCUGCAGAUUCCAAAUCGGAGGGAGCAGGAUCGGGCCAAGAUGGCAGUGAUCGAAUAUAAAGGGAACUGUCUUCCACCCCUGCCUCUUCCUCGCCGAGACAGCAACCUUACACUCCUAAACCAGCUGCUGCAAGGGCUGCGGCAAGACCUCCAUCAGAACCCGGAAGCAAGCCUCCACAGCUCCCACACGGUUCAGACACCAAAGACUUAAUGAGCAUUCGUAAUGGGGCCCAGAGCUUUCUGCAAAAGCAGAUGGCCCUCUCUGUACAAUAGAUAAAAUUUCUUAUGUGAAUAUAUGUAUAUAUAAAUUUUCUUCCCCUAUGAUUUCUGGAACAUAAGAACUAUCCAAAUGUCCUGUCUGCCUAGGAUAGUAAAUUCAUAGCACAUUUCUGGUUCUUACAUCUGGGUUUCAUUUGAUCCUCACAGUUUUUGCUGUUUUGUUGGGCAGGGGGAGAUUUUGCUUUGUAGCCCAGGCUUCCUUCAGACAUGCUCUAAUCCUCAUGCCUCUGCCUCCUGGGUGCUUCGAUUGCAGGUGUAUACCACCAUGCCCGCUGACCUUUUGCUUUGCUUUGUUUUUUGUGUUUUUUUUUUAACUUUUAUUGGAAACUUCCAUAAAUAUAAAAAAUAUUCCAGGAUUAUUCCCUCCCACAACCCUCUCAGAUUUCCCCUCCACUAAAUCUUUUCUUUCCAACUAGUCUCUCUUUUGUUUGAGUUUUGUGUUUCCUUUUUAAGGAGGGGGUUUCCAGGUAUGGUCUUGCCUAGGAUGAUAGAGAACUCCAAUCCUCUGCCUUCCGCGUGCUGGAAUUAAAAGUGUACACUGCCGUGCCCA